Molecule: messenger RNA, 312 nt
Organism: Symbiodinium pilosum
Lineage: Eukaryota; Dinophyceae; Suessiales; Symbiodiniaceae
Source: the annotation of a GenBank genome assembly
AUGAAUGGACCUGCAGCUGAGAAGAAGAAGGUCGUGGCCUAUGCCAUUCCCAUGAUGGGCCAUGUCAAUCCAGUUCUCCGCCUUUGCACGGCCUUGGCGAGCCGGGGCCAUGAGGUCACCUUCUCAACCUCCGCAGCCUUAGCUCCCAAGCUUGCCAACACGUGCUCUGGUAGCCGCUUCAGCUUCCACGGUUUGGAGGAUGGGCUGACGGAGGAGAAGCUCAAGACCCCUGACGCGGCCAAAAAUCCUCGCUUCGAGGAGAUGAGCCAACUUCACACACCGCUGCUCACGGCGCUGGUUGACACUUUGUAG